Durusdinium trenchii is the source of this 1521-nucleotide messenger RNA. Lineage: Eukaryota; Dinophyceae; Suessiales; Symbiodiniaceae. The record is from the annotation of a GenBank genome assembly.
CCGGCUUCGCCAGCAUUGCCGGAGGGGUCAUGGCCGUGCCUUGGGAAGCUAAAACAGAGGUUCCUUAGGAGCUGAAACACCACGUCCAGUCCGGUGCCUUAGAAGGACCACACACCUUCUCACCUUCACAUACAGAGCGAGGACGAUGAUGGAAUCAUGGAAUCACUCGACUUAAGGGGUGGUGUUCUUGGUGACGGCCGGAAGUAUCAUGACGCAUCAGGCUUUGGGUGUUUUGGAGACCACCUGAAGUGGACUGAAGUGGUCAUAAGAUGUCAGAAGCAUCCAUCACCACUUUUGCCAAGAAUUUCUUCCAUAAAUAGCUUUCCAAGUCUUCCAAGUCUAACUCGAAACGCCUGGGCACCACCGGGUGCCUCCAUCGUGCCGCAGCCGUGGGGGCCCAAAGAUGUUGGCCCCAUGCGCGCGGCGCGCAACGCCCACGCUCCCCGCACGCGGCGAAGCCGUGGGCUUCGGCUCAAGCCAUCGGUGGUGUCCCAUGAGACGGAGGAAGAGACGCACUUUGCCUUCGGCCUCCUGCACUGGGUGACGCUGGCCGUGGGCUUCUUCGGGCUCGUGGCGAUGCUGCUGCAGGUGAAGCUCUUGUCCUCCGAACGCCGCGCCGAGCUGACCCUCCUCACCCCCUUCACGCGCCCCACGCCGACGCCCCUCGCACUCGCGAACACGCCGCACGCGCCGCACGGCGCGGACCCCGCCACGGCGGAGCUGGCGCGGCAGCUGGACGCCAUGCAGCGCACGGAGCGUCCGCCGCGGGCGCUGCGCCGCGCGGCGCCGACGGUGCCGAAGACCACGGCGCCGACGGACGAUGUGGGCAGACGCGAGGCGACGACGAUGGCGCCGGCCGAGCGCAGCAUGAAGAGGUGGUGCGAUUGGUCAAGACAUCCUGGGAAGUAUCUGGGAGAGUUGCUGGAUGAAGGGAAGGAGCUGUCACUCCUCGAGGCCCAGGAGCGCUGCUUCGCCGCCGGCGCCGCCUGCCCUGGCGUCACCUGCAGCGGCGGCGGCGCCGUGGGCGCCACGCGCUGCACCGCGCGGCGGGGGCUGCCGUACUUGGCGGUGUCACCGUCGAGCCAGGAGGUCUCCUACACCAAGAGAUGCCCUGAAAGGUCCUCAAAGCCACCCUCCUGGGCUCCGCGUCCGUCCAGUAUGCGCCGUGGCGCGGACAGCGCUGGGCGCGGCGACGUGGCGCGGACGUUGAGACCGGAGGAGCUGCUGCUGGUGGUGAUCGCACACAACAGACCCGACUGCUUGGAGAAGUGCCUGAAAUCCUUGUCCGAGCUCCAGGAGAUCCAGCAGACUCCCUUGGCGGUGUCCCUCGAUGAGCCCAGUGCCUACGAGACCAUGGAGGCCGUGGUGCACCGCUAUCGACACGAGCUGAAGCUGGAGAUUUGGCACAAGGUGCCCUAUGCCGGUGCCCGGGGGCCGCUGAACGCGAAGGUGGCCGUGAGCCGGAUUUCGGAGCACUUCCGCUUCGUGCUGGAGGAGAGCUUUGUGAAGAAGGGCUCCUGG